Molecule: messenger RNA, 399 nt
Organism: Trichomonas vaginalis G3
Lineage: Eukaryota; Parabasalia; Trichomonadida; Trichomonadidae
Product: oxidoreductase activity, acting on the CH-CH group of donors
Exons: 1
Coding region: 1-399 (132 amino acids)
Biological process (GO): lipid metabolic process
Cellular component (GO): membrane
Molecular function (GO): oxidoreductase activity, acting on the CH-CH group of donors
Source: RefSeq, a predicted model, not a curated record
AUGAUUCCGAUGUUUAAUACUAUUGAAAAUUCAGAAAAGCUCUCAAAUUUAUCUAUUGCAGGUAGUAUCUUGUCUAUUUUAGCUGCUACUCUUCAAUUAUUUGCAGAGAUGCAAAUGAUCAACUUCAGAAAGGAUAGAAAUGGAAAAACAGUUAUUGAUAUUGGUCUUUGGAAGCACUCUCGUCAUCCAAACUAUUUAGGAGAGAUUCUUUUUUGGACUGGCGUUUGGCUUGUUGAUUUUAUUUCUAAUCCUCAAUACAAGAUUGGAAUUGUUGGUCCAUUAACAAUGAUAUUCUUAUUUAAUGUCAUUUCUAUUCCUCUGAUGGAAGGAAGAAUGAAGAAUCGCCCUGGAUAUAAGAAAUAUCAGCAAAAAGUUUCAAGACUUCUAUUAAUGCCUUAA